Molecule: messenger RNA, 4124 nt
Organism: Strigops habroptila (Kakapo)
Lineage: Eukaryota; Metazoa; Chordata; Aves; Psittaciformes; Psittacidae
Gene: RAB9B
Product: RAB9B, member RAS oncogene family
Exons: 2
Coding region: 84-689 (201 amino acids)
Biological process (GO): Rab protein signal transduction; retrograde transport, endosome to Golgi
Cellular component (GO): lysosome; late endosome; phagocytic vesicle
Molecular function (GO): GTP binding; GTPase activity
Source: RefSeq, a predicted model, not a curated record
CAGGCGCGGUGCGAGCCGGCACCGGCGCCCGGCGGGUCGCGGAGGGAGCUUGCCGUGGUCCUCUGCCCCUCCGUCCUGCUGCAAUGAGUGGCAAGUCCUUGCUCUUAAAGGUCAUUCUCCUUGGGGAUGGUGGAGUUGGGAAAAGUUCCCUCAUGAACCGGUACGUCACCAACAAGUUUGACUCGCAGGCUUUCCACACCAUUGGGGUGGAGUUCCUAAACCGGGACCUGGAGGUGGAUGGACGUUUUGUGACCCUCCAGAUUUGGGACACUGCAGGACAGGAGAGAUUCAAGAGCUUGCGAACCCCGUUUUACAGGGGAGCAGACUGCUGCCUGCUGACCUUCAGUGUGGAUGACCGGCAGAGCUUUGAGAACCUCAGUAACUGGCAGAAGGAGUUUGUCUAUUAUGCUGACGUGAAGGACCCUGAACACUUUCCAUUCGUAGUCCUGGGCAACAAGAUAGACAAGCUUGAGAGACAAGUGAGCACAGAGGAGGCCCAGGCCUGGUGCAUGGAGAACGGUAACUAUCCAUACCUGGAGACUAGUGCCAAGGAUGACACCAAUGUGGCAGUGGCCUUUGAGGAGGCUGUGCGACAGGUACUGGCGGUGGAGGAACAGCUGGAGCACUGCAUGCUGGGCCACACCAUUGACCUGCACUCCAGCUCCAAAUCAGGGUCCUCCUGUUGUUAGGAGCAGCUGCUGCUUCGGGAACGUCGCUUGAGCCAGCGGCUGGAUCAGGACAAGCACUGGGGCAGCUCUGGGGCACUCUGAGGAGCGUGGCCACAAGGACAGUAGGUGGUUUGCUCACUGAGGAGUUGCAGCUUCACCAUCCGAGUUCUGGCUGGAGUUUUUGGGCACAGAGCAUGUAUCUGCAGGAGGGAGCUGUUAAAAGAGCAUGUGAGCGUAGUCCUGCUUCCAUCUCUGCCUGUCGUAGCAGGUUUAAAGGACUGGGUUAAAGUCCUUUAAAUUCACUAAAGACAGUAGUGAUCUGAUCUGUACCAAGAACUGCCUGCAGAACACAGCUGAGAGCACCCUAGACAGUCUGUGAAGUAUUUUAGCCCUGAACUCAAACAAAUACUAGACCCACUAAACUCAUGACCUUACUGCCAAAGGAAUGUCUGCUCAGCAUACUGAACGAAACCUGCUGUAGAGACUCUAGCCCAUGCAACUGUGAGAAUGCCAAAUACCAGAGUGGCUGAGAUGAGUGUAUCUGUUGUCUGGGAUAAGUGCGUUUUGUCCUGAGACUGAAUUGUCCUGAGAAUUGUUACAGCUCUGAUGUGAAGCACCAUAUGAAGGAGGGAUGGACCCGUAUUUGAAUGUGGCAGCAUCGCUUCUUCGUAGCUGCCUAUUCCUGAUCUGUUUUUUCUCACCUCUAACUCUGUCUUGUGUGAGUGUUAUUUUGUGGAGAGACUGCUUCUUGUUUAAUAUAUGUUUCCUUGUCUCUUGUGGAGGCCUAACACCGGAUCUGGCUUCUCAUACCUUGAAGCCCUGGAUGAAAAAUACUGAUGUGGACACUCUCUGGGUCGUGUCAGAGGGUUUAGAGUUCCUCAGGAGUUCAGGAGAUCUGGAGCGUGAAACUUCUGCUGUUUUCUGUCACAAGUCAUCACUGUGCCCAGAUGUUACGCUCUAGCAGAGCGGAUAGAGGUGGGACAUCUCUGGGGUGUGCAGGUAGCUGAGGGAGUCAUGUGUGGUCAGCUGCUAAACCCACUCUGUGUCCGGGGCUGGUGACCACUGUGCUAUGUGAGCCGGUGGAUCAGCAUCUUCAGUUGCUUUAGCACAGAUGUUCUCAUCUGGAUGCUGCAACUUAAAACUGUUCACUUUAUUACCUGUUGUCAGGUGCGGUGCUGCUGAGCACAGUGAACUCAUGCCCUUGUCCUGGCCCUCACUCCUUAACAGGGAAUCUGUUUUAUCUGUAAUUCAUAUGACAGACCUUAUUUGUAGAGGAUGUCCUGUCGGUUAACUGGCCACUGCUGUUAAUGGUCACUGCACCAGUUCCACCUCUGUUCAAGGUGGCUGAAAAAUGGUAGGGGGAGGCAAGGAACCUUCUAGAAAAGGACAUCAGGCUUCACUGGUCCUGAUUGCUGCCCCCUGCUAGGUGUUAGUCCCAAGCUAUCUGUGUAGCAAAGAGAUGAAUGCUUGCUGACUGCUGUCUUUACCAUUAAAACCUCAUGUCUUGCAACUUCCCAUGCAAGCAUUGUCCAAAACGAUGACUUUGCCCACAAGCACAUAGGAGCCUGCCACGGGGAGAGCUUCCUUGAGUCCAUAUCUGCUAGCUGCUGAGUGCAGUUCCCACUGUGAUGAGCUACUGGAUGGUAAAUUCUGUAGCUCUAAUUGAGCAGCCUCACUGAUGCUGUGCUUUAGAGCUGGGCACUCUGCCCUCGUGCUGGCUGCUGGCAGCUAAUCCCCAUCACUCCGAGCAUGCAGGGAGCCUCCUCUGGGGGAACUCAGGGUGAUCCUGCCCUUCUCUGCAGGGCGGCCGUCUGUGGAAGGGACUGAAUCUUUAAUGCAAAGUGCUUUAGAGGGAUCUGAUUUCUAAACAGGGCUGAACACUCAUAUUCACAGGGGUAGAUGGGGAGUGUUUGCAGUCUCUGGGAAACCAGGUCCCUUGAGGUAUAAGAGAAGGCUCUGCCUCUGCAGAUGCAACAGAUUUUUACAGGAUAUUAAAGUUAUUGUUACUAUUUACCAAUGUGUGACCUCCCCAGGCCUCUAGAUUCUUCUUCAGUUUAACACGGCUUUAUAUUUCCUUCAAGAUCCCCCAUUCCGUUGCCUGUGGUUCUGAUUUACAUCUUGGAACAGACACGUUCCCCCAGAGCUGUUUGUGUAGGGUCCAAGGUCAGGACAGGCUCAGGCCCUUGCACUGAGGGAGCUCCCUGGAGGUGAACCUGCCGCUUCCCAUGGGAUCUGUGUGAGGCCUCCUGUGGAAGAGGUCAGAGAUUGAACCUGCACCUGGGUCGGGGCAGUCCCAGGCAUAGCUACAGGUUGGGUGGAGAAGAGAUUCAGAGCAGCCCUGUGGAGAAGGACUUGGGGGUGUUGGUUGAUGAGAAACUGAACAUGAGCCGGCUUCAGUGUGCACUUGCAGCCCAGAAACCACCCGUAUCGUGGGCUGCAUCAAAAGAAGCGUGACUAGCAGGUCAAAAGAGGUGAUCCUGCCCCUCUACUCUGCUCUCGUGAGACCUCACUUGGAGUACUGUGUACAGUUCUGGUGUCCUCAACAUAAAAAGGACAUGGAGCUGUUGGAGCGAGUCCAGAGGAGGCCAUGAGGAUGAUCAGGGGCUGGAGCACCUCCCGUAUGAAGACAGGCUGAGAGACUUGGGGCUGUUCAGCCUGGAGAAGAGAAGCUGCGUGGAGACCUCAGAGCAGCUUCCAGUGUCUGAAGGGGGCCUAUAAGGAUGCUGGGGAGGGACUCUUCAUUAGGGACUGUAGUGAUAGAACAAGGGGUGAUGGGUUCAAACUGAAACAAGGGAAGUUCAGGUUAGAUAUAAGGAAGAAGUUCUUUACUGUGAGGGUGCUGAGGCACUGGCACAGGGUGCCCAAAGACGUGGUAAAUGCUCCACCCCUGGUGGUGUUCAAGGCCAGGCUGGACAGAGCCUUGGGCAGCAUGGUCUAGUGUGAGGUGUCCCUGCCCAUGGCAGGGGGGCUGGAACUAGAUGAUCUUAAGGUCCUUUCCAACCCAACCCAUUCUAUGAUUCUAUGACUGAACAAGCUGCAGUGCAGGAGGCACGGGUGCAGCACGCUGUUUGCUGUACCUUGGGUGCAUGUUGAUGCUGAUAGCUGAAGCUCAAGAUCCUCAUUGUACACCGGCUGUGCAGAGGGUAUGUACAGAGGGUGUUACACAGUGUCUUUUAUUCCUAACACACCUUGGAUCAUUGACUUUAAAAACCAAACCAACCACAACUAUUUUAUUAGGUUUAUGUGUUUUUAAAAUCCACUUUAAAAAGUAUAUUGAAACGGUUUAUUUUAAAGACACGCACAAAGGAGCCAGGAUUUUGUCACAAAAUUCCAUGCCAACAGCCACCCCCUCCCUGUGUCCACUCCUGCUGCUGUGGUUGUUGCUAUUGCUACAGAACUGGAAUUGUAAAACCGAGAUUUAUUUAAGCAAAUAAAACCUGGAUGUAUUCAAGUGGA